Tuber melanosporum (Perigord truffle) is the source of this 621-nucleotide messenger RNA. RefSeq lists its product as uncharacterized. Gene Ontology annotation, molecular function: RNA binding. Gene Ontology annotation, cellular component: nuclear exosome (RNase complex); cytoplasm. The transcript is spliced from 3 exons. The coding region runs from base 1 to 621 and encodes 206 amino acids. Gene Ontology annotation, biological process: RNA processing. The record is from RefSeq and is a predicted model, not a curated record. NCBI's taxonomy places the organism in Eukaryota, Fungi, Ascomycota, Pezizomycetes, Pezizales, Tuberaceae.
AUGUCCCAAAACCUCCCCCUCCCUCCAAUCGCCCUCCCAGGCCAACCCCUGGCACAGUCACCCCCGUAUGCCGCCGGCCCCGGCACGUACACGACGCAGAAUCCCACCCGGACAGUAAUCACCGCGUCAGUGGCCGGCAUCCCACGCGUGCAUGCGGACAAGAGCGUCAGCGUCACCCGUCCCUCGCCCUCCCACCCGCUCCUCCUGCUGCCGGAGGUGGCGAGCACCGUCCUGGCCCGGGUGACGAGGCUGAACCCGCGGCAGGCCACUGUCGAGAUAUUCGCCAUCCAGGGCGGCGGCGACGGGAUCCAUGGUGGUGGUGAUGGGGGGUGUGUGUGUGAGCAUACGUUUCAGGGAGUUAUUCGCGCGCAGGACGUUCGCGCUACGGAGAAGGAUCGCAUCAAGAUGUUGGAGAGCUUCAGGGUUGGGGAUGUGGUUCGGGCUGUUGUGAUUUCGUUGGGGGAUCAGUCGAAUUAUUAUCUCUCUACUGCUAGUAAUUCUCUAGGUGUUGUUGUUGCACAUUCUGAUGCUGGAGAUCCACUGCAUCCGAUUAAUUGGCGGCAGAUGGCGUGUGCACGUACCGGGAUUGUGGAAGAGAGGAAGGUUGCGAAGCCUAUUUGA